Molecule: messenger RNA, 1821 nt
Organism: Mesorhabditis belari
Lineage: Eukaryota; Metazoa; Nematoda; Chromadorea; Rhabditida; Rhabditidae
Source: the annotation of a GenBank genome assembly
AUGGGAAAAUAUCGUUAUUUUAACGAUUCGCUUCUUUUAGAGAUCUAUGCGCUUUACAAAGGACCUGACGUUCUUCGUUUAGAUGCCGAAUGUGCUGAAGGAAAUAAUCCACAUCCGAAGAAUAUUUUUCAAGGCUCAAUCUACUUGACCGUUGGCUCGUUUUUUGUCACCCUGUACGCGUUGUGUCUCGUUGCAAUGGCACAGCAAAAGUUUAUGAAAAUCAUUUGCUACAGAAUAUUAUUUGUCGUUGGACUCGUUGACGUGUUCAGUCUUGUUCCAAGUUCGAUUCUACCCGGCUAUUUUCUGGUGAUGGGCUACUCGUUUUGUGACAGUCCGCUGCUGAAUCUCUGGAUUGCAACGCUGUGCUUUGCUGAUUGGUGCGUCUAUUGUGCGUUGAGUGUGGUGUUGGCACUGAAUCGUUGCGUCGAUUUUAUUGGCCCUCAAUUGCAACAGACUUUAUUUGGUGGAUGGCGACUAACGCUUUGGCUUCUCCCGCCGUUCAUUUAUGGAGCCAUUGUUUAUUUCACUUGCCCGCCACUCGUUUAUCUCACUCCCACGGCUAGCUACUAUUUUGCGGCAAAACCCGAGCAUUCGAUUAUGCCAAUGAUCUUUUUGUAUAACAAUGUCGGUGUGGCGAUUUGCAUUUUGUUCUUGAAUAGCCUCAUGCUCAUUUUGAUGUAUCGAGCACAUCGAAAGAUGAAUGCAAACACGAACAAGAUACAAACAGUUAUUGCCAUUCAAUGCUUCGGCAUUUGCACGACGGUGAUGAUCACCGGCGUUUUCUACUGUACAAUCGCCUCGGGUUGGAUCGAGCUCCCUCCAAUCAUGUACCUUGUCACAAAUGGCUCAUGGCAAUUCUCGAAUAGUUCGAUGGCGAUUUUUUACAUGCACUACGAACAAGAUUUGAAGCUUUUAAGGGAAAGACUCCCACAAAGAAUCGACAUUUUCGAGUUCUUAAUCAAAGACGCAGCUGGGCAAAUCGAGUUCAUUUUCGGCAAAGAGAAGAUCGUUUGCACGCUGGAGUCAACGCGGACGACGAUUGAUGAGAAAAUGAGGAUAAUCGCCACAUUUCUCGGAUCGGAUUUAGCGAUAGCCCGACUGAUCUUCGACGCUUUGGGCGAAAUGUUUCGAACGAGGAUUCUCGUGUUACCGAAUCACAUUCAUAGUAAUCCAAUCCUUCCGCUACUCCAAAAAACGAAUUUCUUCAUUUUCUCCUCUCUACUCGUUCUUCAGCAUGAUUGGACGAUUUUUGAAUAUUUAUGUCAACAAUUGAACUCAUUAGAAACGUUACCAAAAAAGGUUCUGAUCACUGAUCUAAUGUGUGAUUGCUCGAAAAAGCAGAAAAAUUUUGCAGUUUGUAUCCAAUGUCUGACGAAAGUGUUGAGGAUUGAUCAGAUCAUUCGACGAGACUCGGUCAUUCUCACGAGCAAAGAAGUCUCCACAGAAGACGUUGCAAAAUUCUCCCUCACUCCGGAAAGGACUAUGUGGCCAGAAGCAAAUUUCGUUGUUCAUCUAGUUAAAUGGAUGGCUCGUCCAUGCAUCGAACCAUCAGCAAUUCGGCCUCGCCUUGUCGGACUCCGUUUCCGUGACUACACCGCGCAAUUCCAGAAGCGACUAGUGAUUGGCUUUGAUGCCAUCAAAAUGCUUUCAAAAGAUGGUUUUGAGAUCUAUCGAUGGGCAGCUCCGUUUGAUUUUUACUACGUCGUAGUGAAAGAUCUCGAGUACGUAGCCGUGAUUCGCGAUUUCGAGAUGAACAUCGAGAAAAUCGUUGCCGACACACAGGAAAUGUUUGAGCUGUCGGAGAUGGCGAUUUUAAGAGAU